Orycteropus afer afer is the source of this 5004-nucleotide messenger RNA. The record is from RefSeq and is a predicted model, not a curated record. Lineage: Eukaryota; Metazoa; Chordata; Mammalia; Tubulidentata; Orycteropodidae.
AUGCCUGGGUUCAGCAUCCAGUUGAAAAGGCUGACCUCGCCAGUGCUGUUUGGAAAUGAUGUCAGCAACACCCUCUUCACAGCUGAAUAUCAGACAGCCAAUCGUUUGCAUUUUAAGAUCACUGAUCUCAAUAAUAGAAGAUACGAAGUGAACCAUGAACACAUUAAUUCGCUGACUCCGACUGUGAACAUCUCCGAUCUCAACUACCAGGUGGAAGUCAUCAACAAGCCCUUCAGCAUCAAAAUAAUGAGGACCAGCAACAAAAAAGUCUUGUUGGACACGGGCAUCGGGCCCCUGCUGUUUGCUGAGCAGUAUCUGCAGCUGUCUCUCCGCCUGCCCAGCGCCAACGUGUAUGGGCUGGGAGAACACGUGCACCAGCGGUACCGCCAUGACAUGAACUGGAAGACCUGGCCCAUCUUCACUCGGGACACUGCGCCCACUGAGGGCGUUAAUCUCUAUGGGGCACACACAUUCUUCUUGUGCCUCGAAGACAGCAGUGGCUCCUCGUUCGGGGUUUUUCUGCUGAACAGCAAUGCUAUGGAGGUCACCCUUCAGCCUGCUCCGGCGAUCACCUACCGCACAAUUGGGGGCAUUCUUGACUUUUACGUGUUCCUGGGAAGCACUCCAGAACAGGUGGUCCAGGAAUACCUGGAGCUGGUUGGAAGGCCAUUCCUGCCUUCCUACUGGAGUCUCGGGUUCCAGCUCAGUCGCAGGGGUUAUGGUGGCAUCAACGGACUGAAAACGGUUGUGGAUCGAAACCGUGCAGCUGGGAUCCCGUAUGAGGUGCAGUACUCUGACAUAGACUACAUGGAUGGAAGCAAGGAUUUCACUUAUGACAAUGGGACUUUCUCAGGUCUCCCCGAGUUUGUCAAAGAGUUACACAGCAAUGGCCAGAAAUAUGUCAUUAUUAUGCAUCCUGGCAUCUCCAACAGCUCUGACUACAAGCCCUACGAGGAAGGAAGAGCAAAGAACAUCUGGGUGCUUGGCAACAAUGGCUCUGUUGUUGGGAAGGGCUAUCCCGGCUGGACAGUCUUCCCCGAUUUCAGUAAACCAGCCAGCACUGAGUGGUGGGUAAAGCAGCUCACAGAAUUCCAUAACACUCUGGAGUUCGAUGGAGUGUGGAUUGAAAUGGAUGAAGUAUCUAACCUUCUCCAAGGUUCUGAUGUUGGCUGUGAAUCAAACAACUUGAAUUAUCCUCCUUUCACGCCUCGAGUUCUGGACCGCAUGCUUUUCGACAGAACCCUCUGCAUGGACACAGAGUUUUACGCGGGCCUUCACUAUGACGUCCACAGCUUGUACGGCUACUCCAUGGCACAAGCCACAGACUCUGCCAUGAAGGAGAUAUUCUCAAAGAACAGGAGCCUCAUCUUGUCUCGCUCCACUUUUGCUGGGUCUGGCAAGUUUGCUGGUCAUUGGCUGGGGGACAACGCAGCCAGGUGGGAAGAUCUCCGGUGGUCCAUCCCUAGUAUCCUUGAGUUCAACCUGUUUGGAAUCCCUCUGGUCGGGGCCAAUAUCUGUGGUUAUGAAGGAAAUACCACAGAAGCCCUCUGCAGAAGAUGGAUGCAGCUUGGGGCAUUUUAUCCACUAUCCAGGAAUCACAAUGGGCCUGGCUUCAGGGACCAGGACCCUGCCUCCUUCGGAAGUAACUCCCGGCUGCUGCUCUCCUCUAUGCACUAUCUCAACAUCCGAUACAUGCUGCUGCCUUACCUGUACACUCUCUUCUACCUUGCACACACCCGCGGAGACACGGUGGCCAGGCCCUUGGUGCACGAGUUCUACCAGGACCCAGCCACUUGGGAUGUGCACGAGCAGUUCCUGUGGGGGCCUGCACUCCUCAUCACUCCUGUUUUAUAUUCAGAUGUGGACCCAGUGAGCGCCUAUAUCCCAGAUGCCAUCUGGUAUACCUAUGAGAUGGGAGAAGCCCUCCAGUGGAGGAAACAAAGGGUGCAGAUGACAUUCCCUGGAGAGAGGAUAGGACUUCACCUUCGAGGAGGCUACAUACUCCCCUUCCAAGAAUCAAGCCUCACCACAGAGGCCAGCCGCAAGAAUUCCCUGGGACUCAUCAUUGCCUUGGAUCACAGGAGAGAAGCGCAGGGGGAGCUUUACUGGGAUGACGGCAUGUCCAAAGGCAUGAAUAGUCAGCCUGGCUCCAGGCUCAGCCAGCUGGCUCUCCCGAGCUUGUUUGAUGAUGGGCAUCUGGAGUCCACCGCAGCCCAGGGAGGACUCAGGGAGAUGUGGCGUGUUGCCGGUGACACGCUGGGCAACCACAGCUCCGUCUGUGACCUGUACCCUCACAUCCUGAAGAUGACACACUGGGUGUUGACCAUCAGUCACCUCCAGGGACUGGCACUGGGACAAGAGUUCUCCAUUGAGUGGAAGUUUCUGGUCAGUGACCUGGAGAAGUUCAACUGCUACCCGGAGGAUCCAUCUGUCUCAGAGGAGAGCUGCAGGCAGCGGGGUUGCCUAUGGGAGGUGACUGUCAGAGUAGGCUUUGCACUAUGCACUGAGUGUUCUAAGCUGUCUCUUCCCAUCUUGGAGAGAACCCGGGGGAAGCUCACAGCUGUCCCCGGGGUGCCUUCCUGCUUCUAUGACACCACCCCCAGCUAUGCUGCCACUAACAUCCAGUACCUUCCUGCGGGCAUCACUGUGGACCUAGGCCUCCUGCCAGACCCCCUGGAUGCUCCUCCAACUGUGGGGGCACGCCGCCCACCCUGGGCCCCUGCCGCUGACCCUCUCCCUGCCAAGAUCACCUCCCUGCACCUGAGCGUGGUCUACCACACGGACAGUAUGCUGCAGUUCAAGAUCUUCGAUCCCAACAACAAAAGGUAUGAGGUCCCGGUGCCACUAAACACCCCAUCCACCCCCAUGGGAUCCCCUGAGAAGCGUCUGUAUGACGUCAGCAUCCUGACCAAUCCUUUCGGGAUCCAGAUUCGACGCAGAAGCUCCAACACCUACAAGAAGAACUCCUAUGGCGUGCACCCCUACUACAUGGCACUGGAGGGGGAUGGCAGUGCCCACGGAGUGCUUCUGCUCAACAGCAAUGCCAUGGAUGUGAUGCUCCAGCCCACCCCUGCCCUGACAUACCGCACCACAGGAGGGAUUUUGGACUUUUAUGUGGUUUUGGGGCCAACCCCUGAACUCGUCACUCAGCAGUACACCGAGCUGAUUGGCCGGCCAGUGAUGACUCCAUACUGGGCCUUGGGAUUCCAGCUGAGUCGCUAUGGAUACCAUAACGAUACUGAGAUCUCUGAUUUGUACGAUGCGAUGGUGGCAGCCCAGAUCCCUUAUGACGUGCAGCACGUGGACAUGGACUACAUGGAGCGCAAGCUGGACUUCACCCUCAACCCCAGCUUCAGAGACCUAGCGCACCUGGUUAACCGCAUGAAGAAAAGUGGCAUGCGAUUCAUCCCCAUUCUGGACCCCGCCAUUUCUGGCAACGAGACCGGGUACCUCCCCUUCACCAGGGGGCAGGCAAGCGAUGUGUUCAUCAAAUGGCCGGACAGCAAUGACAUUGUCUGGGGGAAGGCUUGGCCGGAUCUGCCCAACGUUAAUGUGGAUGGGUCUCUUGACCACGAGACUCAGGUGAAGCUGUACAGGGCCCAUGUGGCGUUUCCCGACUUCUUACGCAAUAGUACAGCUGCGUGGUGGAAGAGAGAGAUUCAAGAGCUCUACGAAAACCCUCGGGAGCCAGAGAGGAGCCUCAAGUUUGAUGGCCUGCUGCUCGAUAUGAACGAACCAUCGAACUUCGUGAACGGAUCUGUCAGCGGCUGCCGGGACAACACUCUGAAUAACCCUCCCUACAUGCCAUAUCUGGAGUCCCGGGACAGGGGCCUGAGCAGCGAGACCCUGUGCAUGGAGAGUGGGCAGGUGCUGGCGGACGGCUCCCCGGCGCGGCACUACGACGUGCACAGCCUGUACGGCUGGGCGCAGACCAGGCGCACCCAAGAGGCUGUGCAGGAGGUGACGGGGCAGCGAGGCAUUGUCAUCACCCGCUCCACCUUCCCCUCCUCUGGCCGCUGGGGAGGACACUGGCUGGGCCACAACGCAGCUUCAUGGGACCAGCUGAGGAAGUCUGUCAUCGGCAUGAUGGAAUUCAGCCUCUUUGGAAUGUCUUAUACAGGAGCAGACAUCUGUGGGUUCUCCGGGAAUGCGAACUAUGAGCUGUGUCUCCGCUGGAUGCAGCUGGGGGCCUUCUAUCCCUUCUCCAGGAACCACAACACCAUGGGGACCCGGAGGCAAGACCCUGUGUCCUGGGAUGCCUACUUUGAGGACAUUUCCAGGAGGGUCCUGCAGACCCGAUACACCCUGCUGCCAUACCUCUACACCCUGAUGCACAAGGCCCACACCGAGGGCAGCACUGUCGUGCGGCCCCUUCUCCACGAGUUUCCAAACGACAGCGUGACCUGGGACAUCGACCGUCAGUUCAUGCUGGGCCCUGCCAUCCUGAUCAGCCCCGUGCUGGAAAGUGGUGCCCGGCAGAUCUCUGCGUACUUCCCCAGAGCCCGCUGGUAUGACUACCACACGGAAUCUGGUGAGGAAUCUGCAGGGGUGUGGAAGACCCUGGCUGCCCCCCUUGACCACAUCAACCUUCAUGUCCGAGGAGGCUACAUCCUACCCUGGCAAGAGCCUGCAAUAAACACUCACUACAGUCGACAAAAUUUUAUGGGAUUGACUGUUGCCUUGGACAGCGAUGGGAAAGCUCAUGGCCAGCUGUUCUGGGAUGAUGGACAAAGCAUUGACACCUAUGAAAAUGGAAACUAUUUCUUGGCAAACUUCGUAGCAGCUCAGGAUGUCUUGCAGAUCCAGACCAUACACAAUAACUAUUUGAGUGAUUUGACUCCACUGAAGGUUGGCUACAUUAGAGUCUGGGGGAUGAGCUCUCAGUAUGUGAGAGAAGUCAGGGUCACCCAUAACAACCAGCAAUUCACAGAGAUGAACUUCACGAGUGACCCUCACAAUCAGAUCGAUCUGAAGAAAUUUGAUGCAUUGCAUGGCACAGUGUAA